Emiliania huxleyi CCMP1516 is the source of this 162-nucleotide messenger RNA. RefSeq lists its product as hypothetical. Lineage: Eukaryota; Haptophyta; Isochrysidales; Noelaerhabdaceae. The record is from RefSeq and is a predicted model, not a curated record. The transcript is spliced from 2 exons. Bases 1 to 162 code for a protein of 53 amino acids.
AUGGAUUACAUAGCGAUUAUGCUCGAGGCGGAAGGCGAUGUCAUCGAGGCCGCGGCCGCUCCCCCGCGGCUGCCGCAGCCGCACCGGCUGCCUAGCCCGGCUGGCGGCCGCAGGCCGUCCAAUGCGACGACGGCCGCCCUCCUCGCCCAGCGCAUUGCUUAG